AUGGCGGCAUACAAAACUAGUACCGAGGCUGUCGACCAGAAGGACUCUCUCGAAGGCCCCGGUCGAGUCGCCGAGCAUGUCGAAAUAACCCAAACCAUCAGCUGGACCGCGGAAGAGGAAAAGAAGCUCGUCCGUAAGAUCGACCUGUUUCUCUUGCCGAAUAUUUGGCUCAUGUACUUGCUCUCUUACAUGGACCGAACUAACAUCGGAAACGCAAAGAUCGCCGGCAUGGCAGAUGAUCUUGAACUCACCUCGUCCCAGUACAGCAUUAUUCUCGUCGUCUUCUUCGUUGGUUAUGUCAUCUUUGAACCGCCGUCCAACAUGAUCCUGGUUCGAACUCGCCCGUCGCUAUACCUUCCUGCCAUCAUGAUUGUCUGGGGCGUGCUCACAUGCAUCAUGUCCGUCGUCCAGAGCUACCAUCAUCUCAUCAUCCUCCGAGUCUUUGUCGGGGUCAUGGAAUCAGGUUUCGCCCCAGGCAUCCUCCUCAUCUUUUCGUCCUGGUAUAAGCGAACCGAGCAGUCAAAGCGAUUUGCCGUCUUCAUGUCCGCUGCCAUCCUAUCCGGGGCCUUUGGUGGUCUUCUUGCAGGCGCAAUUACCGGUGGCCUCGAGGGCGCCCAUGGGAUUCGGGGGUGGCGCUGGCUUUUCAUCGUCGAGGGGGUGGCCACCAUUGGUUGGGCUAUCAUUGCCGCGUUUCUGCUUCUUGACUUUCCGGCCAAUACCAGGCAUCUUACAGACCGUGAACGAGCUAUCGCCAUUGCCAGACUUCAGGAGGAUAGUGUUACCGUAAGGGGCCAGGGAGAAAAGGUCGGCAAGAUGCAGUCGCUUAUCCUCGCGUUGCGAGACUGGCGGACCUGGGGUUUCAUCUUUGGCUACAUGGUCAUUGUCGGUUCCUCGACCCUUUCCUACUUUUACCCGACCUUAGUCCACGGCCUUGGCUACAGCAGCACUGUUCAAGCGCAGUACAUGACGGUUCCCAUUUACGCCGUUGCAUUCGUGUGCACCGCCGUUAGCGGCUACUUCGCUGACAGGAUCUCAAAUUACCGCGGUCUCAUCAUCGCCGGAUGGCUCAGCUUCUCAAUGAUAACAUCUAUUGCAGUUUGUGUCGUCUACAAUUUCACCGCCCGGUAUGCGCUACUUGUUCUUAUGGCUGCAGGACUCUGGGCAUCCAAUGCCAUAUCCCUGAGCUUUGCGGCCUCAACGUUCGGGUCUAUGGACGCCGAGGUUCGAGCUGUCGCGCUAGCGCUUAUGAAUGCUCUAGGUAACCUUGCGCAAAUCUACGGCGCGUACUUGUUCCCCUCUGAUGAUGCACCAAAGUAUCUUAUGGGCUUUGGUGUUAUUUCUGGUAUGUUGGGCUUUGGUGUUUGCGUUUACAUUGUUAUGCAUAUUCUUGUUCGACGGUUGAACCCAUGA
Fusarium oxysporum Fo47 is the source of this 1410-nucleotide messenger RNA. Its product is annotated as major facilitator superfamily domain-containing protein. The record is from RefSeq and is a predicted model, not a curated record. Gene Ontology annotation, biological process: transmembrane transport. Gene Ontology annotation, molecular function: transmembrane transporter activity. The transcript is spliced from 5 exons. Gene Ontology annotation, cellular component: membrane. NCBI's taxonomy places the organism in Eukaryota, Fungi, Ascomycota, Sordariomycetes, Hypocreales, Nectriaceae. The coding region runs from base 1 to 1410 and encodes 469 amino acids.